CCUUACUCAAUUCCCAUGCACCAAAAAUUAAGACACAGUUUUCAAUUGAGAACACAAAGAAAUGAUGAUGAACCAAAAUCAAGCAAUGAUGAGAAAAACAAGAACGUUCCAAUUGCAAAAAGCACCAUCCAAUAUACAAGAGCAUCAAUUCAUGAUGACAUCCCCUAAUGUUAUUGACCAAUAUUCCAAUUUUACCCCCAAGAAAGCAUCACCAUCACCGCCACCGCCGCCGCCGGUGAAAUUUCCAACAUCACCGGAACAAAUAUUUGGACAAGAGAUCAUACACUUCAGCCAUCCACAACACAGCUUGUCAAUGGUGGAGAUGGGGGAGGUGUUUGUGUGUGUGGGAUGUAAGGAAUAUGGAUGUGGAAAGAGAUUUGUAUGCCAAGAAUGUGAGUUUCAGCUUCAUGAUUUUUGUGCUUUUGCUCCUCCUGCUCUCAAGGCACAUCCCUUGCAUUCUCAGCACUCCAUCUUGUUCCAUUCCAAACCAGCUAAAAGUGGAAAAUCCAAAUGUGAUGUUUGUGGGAAACCAACCAAAGGCUUUGCAUUCAUAUGCACUGCAUGUGGCUAUCAAAUGCAUCCAUGCUGUGCCAUGCUCAACACUGAAAUUGACUACCCACCUCAUCCACACACCCUUAAGAUCCUCCCGGCCGCCGCGACCGCCUCGGCCGCAGACUCCACCGGCUUCAUAUGUGGGGAGUGCAAGAGGAAGAGGUCAGGUAGGGUGUAUAAAUGCACUUCUCCUCAAUGUGAGUACUAUAUCCAUGCUUGGUGUGCUAAGAGCAAGGUUAAUGGGCUCAAGGCCCAUGGUAUAAAGCCCCCAGAAAAGCCCAGCAUGAUUGCCACUGCUGCAAAAGUUGCUUCACAAGUUGUUAUUGAAUUCAUUGGUGGGUUGGUUGAAGGCAUUGGAGAAGGUGUUGGAGAAGUUCUUGUUCAAAACAUUACUAAAGGAAGUGCCAAUGAUCAUUCUCACACUUCCAAUACUAGUAAUACUACUAGCACAAGAACUAGGCCUCACUAAUUAAUUAUUAUUAUAUCUGGGUAAAUUAUUUUCAUUUUCCUUAAAAUAUGUCAUAUAUAUUACACCCCACAUUUUCUAAAUACUAAGAUUAUAUAUAGGUUUAAUUACUCUAUUGGUCCCUAUAGUUUAGCGAAAUUUUCAAUUAGGUCCCUAUACUUUUUUUUUCUUUUUAAUUGAGUCCUUGCGCCAAAUUUUAUUUUAAUUGGGUCCCUACACUUUUUUUUUCCUUUUAUUUAGGUCCCUAUACCAAUUCUUUUUUUUUAGUUGGGUCCCUAUAAAAUUAAGCCAAUUACUACUAAGAGAGACUUAAUUGAAAAAAAAAUAGUGCAGGGACCCAAUUAAAAAAAAUAUAAAGACCUAAUUGAAAAUUUCACGAAACUAUAGGACCAACAGAGUAAUUAAACCUUAUAUAUAUAGCACUUGACUAGUAUUUUAAUUACUUCUUUUAAUUAAAAUUUGGGAUUAAGAAGAUUGUGAUCAAUAGAUACAUAUUUCACAAGUUAAAGAUUGUGAUCAUAUAUAAUUAAUAUCACCUAGUUUUUGGAAAAAUGUCAAUAUGAUUUACCCUAUAUAAUAUUAUAUAUUAUUGUGUGGUGAAUUAAUUAGUGUUAGUGGUAAUAUGCUUAAGAUGGCUCCAUUGAAUUAAUUAUCACAAAUUGUUCCAUUAUUGUAUUGGGAAUGAUAAGGAAUUGUAUAUCAUUGAUUUGUGCAAGUAUUUAUACCUUUGCUUUUCUUCUCUUUUGUAUAUU
Messenger RNA from Arachis duranensis, 1770 nucleotides. RefSeq lists its product as uncharacterized. The transcript has 2 exons. NCBI's taxonomy places the organism in Eukaryota, Viridiplantae, Streptophyta, Magnoliopsida, Fabales, Fabaceae. The record is from RefSeq and is a predicted model, not a curated record. Bases 62 to 1021 code for a protein of 319 amino acids.